Molecule: messenger RNA, 456 nt
Organism: Triticum dicoccoides
Lineage: Eukaryota; Viridiplantae; Streptophyta; Magnoliopsida; Poales; Poaceae
Product: serine/threonine-protein phosphatase 7 long form homolog
Exons: 4
Coding region: 1-456 (151 amino acids)
Biological process (GO): meristem development; meristem maintenance
Source: RefSeq, a predicted model, not a curated record
AUGGCAAACCCACGGGGUAAUCAUGACGAUUUGCAUGAUGAUGAUCCAUAUCGGCGCCCUACGCUUGCUUACUAUUGGGAACAAGUGACAGUCUACACAGGAAGCUCGCAUGUGCGAUACAAGUGCUAUAUGAACGAGCUGGACACCUUGACUGCUGAGCAGGUAUAUUGGUUGCCUUAUGUGGAAGAUCGUGACUUUGAUCUUAAUGAGAUGUGCACGCGUGAUAGCCAUCUUUGGCGGGCGAGGUGCCCAAUGAUAUGCUUCUUCGCAGUCGAGUGGCACUUUGUAGACCGUGUGGCAAGACAAUUUGGAAGAAGACAAGGUAUUCCAAUUGAGGAGAGCAAGGAGGAAAUGCUAUCUCUGCAUCGGUUCGAUCGAAGGAACAAUCAGGAUAUAUCGGAUUGGGCAAACAAACACCGUGCGUGGAUAGAAAUUUGGAAUCAAAGAGAUACCUGA